AUGCAUCAGUCGCCUGCCCUGUUUGUUUUGGUCCUUGUGGCAACAGCAGCAGCGACCUGGAGCAGCUUCUUCCUCGUCGCGUACGCACGGCAGCUCGAACCCGUGCAUGCGGCCGGUGAGAGCUGUAUAGGGCGCGAGAGGGACGCCUUGCUUAUCUUCAAGCAAGGCAUCAAUGACACCGACGGCUUUCUCAAGUCGUGGCAACCAAGGCGCCAAGAUUGCUGCCGGUGGGCAGGCAUCACGUGCAGUAACAAAACCGGCCAUGUCAUCCAGCUCGACCUUGGCGGAACAUAUUUAAUGGGCCAGAUAAGUCCUUCCUUGCUAUCUCUAGAGCAACUUGAAUACCUCAAUCUUAAAUCGACAUCUCUGACUGGGCAUAAUGGUGGUAUUCCCAAGUUCUUGGGUUCCUUCAAGAACCUGAGACAUCUCGACCUCUCCGACAUGUACUUCACUAUGGCGCCUCCACAGCUUGGGAACCUUUCCAAGCUAGAAUAUCUCGACCUCUCCAAUUCCAGGAGGAUGUACUAUUCAGACAUCUCAUGGUUGACCCGUCUACCUCUGUUGCUGCAUCUUGAUAUGAGUGAAACUAAUCUCAGCUCAAUUGCUGACUGGCCUCUUGUGGUGAACAUGCUUCCAUCAUUGCAAUACCUCGGUCUUUUUGGCUGCUCACUCCCAAGUGCAAAUCAAUCCCUCACACACCUAAACCUCACAAAUCUUCAACACCUUGGUCUCUCCAAUAAUAACUUUGGUCAUCCAAUUGCAUCCGCUUGGUUUUGGAAUGUAAGAAGCAUUACAGAACUUUACCUUUGUCAAACCUCUCUCUAUGGUCCAUUUCCUGAUUCACUAGGAAAUAUGACGUCCCUCCAAGUGCUAUAUUUUGGCUGCCAUCUGGAAUAUGUUUACCCAGCCACCACAACCUGUAACGCGGCAACAAUGACAGUAGACAUGAGAAAUCUAUGUGAUUUGGAAUAUCUGCGGCUUGAUGGAAGUCUCUCAUCUGGAAACAUUACAAAAUUCCUUGAGAAUUUGCCACAAUGUCCAUCGAACAGAUUGAAAUACUUGAGUAUGCAGAGCACCAAUAUGGUUGGAAUUAUAGCAGAUGGGUUGGGCCAGUUAACUAGCUUAACUAGCCUUGUCCUUUCGUACAAUAACAUUACAGGUUCCAUACCGCUAAGCAUAGGCAAUUUGUCUCAUUUAGAGUAUCUUGACUUUUCUAACAACCAUCUUACUAGUAUACCACAAGAACUGGCGAAUUGCACUAGUUUGCAGAAUAUAUAUCUAUCUAAUAACAAUCUUGUUGGACCUAUACAGCUAGGUAUAGGGAGUUCCACUAGAUUACAGAGCCUUGACCUUUCUUACAAUAGUAUUACCAGACUUAUACCGCCAGGGAUAGGGAGUUACAUCAGAUUAGAGCACCUUGACCUUUCGUACAACCAUCUCACUGGACCUAUUGCACCAUGGUUGGGGAAUUUCACUCGAUUAUAUUACAUAACUCUAUCUAACAACCUUCUUACUGGAAAUAUACCACCAGAGUUGGGGAAUGCCACUAACUUGGAGUUUAUUUCUCUUUCCAACAACCAUCUAUCUGGACCUAUACCACUAGAGAUAGCGAGUUGUACUGGACUAGGGUACCUUAGUCUUGCUAAUAACCAUCUUACCGGACAUGUGCCAUCCAAGAUUGGGAUGCUCACUAAUUUGGUGGAGCUCGACCUCAACAACAAUAACUUAGAUGGUGGCAUCACGGAGGAACACCUGGCUACUCUGAAAAGCUUAAGGCACAUGGAUUUAUCGAACAAUUCUUUCUCAGGACCUCUGCCUUCAGAAUAUGGAGCUCUAGGAUUAAUAGAGUUGACUUUAUCCUUCAACUACUUCAGUGGUCAUAUUCCUGAAUCUAUUUUCUGCAAGUUGAGGAGCCUACUUGUCCUGGAUCUAUCACACAACCUUCUAGAGGGAGAACUUCCUCGGUGUUCUCAGAAGCUUAACUUGGUUUUCCUCCACUUAAGUAACAAUGGAUUUUCUGGCAAGUUCCCGUCCGCACUUCAAAACUACACGAGUUUGUCUUUCAUGGAUCUUUCAAAAAAUAAUUUAUAUGGAGAAUUGCCAUUAUGGAUUGGCGACCUGGUAUACUUGCGCUUUCUGCAGUUAAGUCACAACUUCUUAUCUGGAGAUAUUCCGGUGACUAUCACAAAUCUUAAGCGCCUUCGUCAACUAAGCUUAGCAGGCAAUAGUAUGUCUGGUAUCAUGCCUUGGUCUUUGUCAAAUUUAACUUCAAUGACUCAGAAACAUCCAAGGAGGCCAGGAGUUGACAUGUAUGUAUGGUACACUAGCUAUGUAGGUAAAUUUAGAGAAGUUUGGCCAGUCGUGAUGAAGCGCCAAGAACUUAAGUAUGGGCUUGGAGUUUUUGAUGUGGUCGGUAUUGACCUAUCGCUCAAUCAGUUGGUCGGUGAAAUUCCAGAUGGGAUAACUUCUCUUAACGGAUUGUUGAAUUUGAACUUAUCUUGUAACCAGCUGAGUGGGGAAAUUCCUGCGAAGAUUGGGCUGAUGAAAUCAAUUGAAUCACUAGACCUGUCAAGGAACAACCUUUCUGGCGGAAUCCCUACAAGCUUGUCUGAUUUGACAUAUUUAAGCUUCUUGGACUUGUCAUAUAACAAUCUUGAAGGAAGAAUACCACCUGGAAGUCAACUUGACACCUUGUACAUGGAGAACCCAUCCAUAUACACUGGCAACAUUGGUCUGUGCGGCCACCCUCUUGAAAGGAAUUGCUCGGGAGACAAUACACUAGAGCAUGUGAAUCAACAUAGAAGGGAGAAGGUUUCUGAGCCAGUGUUGUUCUUUUACUUUGGGCUUGGGUCUCUAUUUCUUGUUGGCCUAUGGGUCGUGUUUUGCACUCUGCUAUUCAAGAAAGCAUGGAGAGUUGCCUAUUUCCGUCUCUUCGACAAGGUUUACGACAAUGCAUACGUGUUUGUGGUUGUUACUUUGGGUAGGAUGAAAGGGAAGGCCACGAGUUGAGUGGGAA
This is a messenger RNA of Lolium rigidum, 3016 nucleotides long. Its product is annotated as LRR receptor-like serine/threonine-protein kinase GSO1. The transcript has a single exon. Gene Ontology annotation, molecular function: protein binding. The coding region runs from base 1 to 3009 and encodes 1002 amino acids. The record is from RefSeq and is a predicted model, not a curated record. Lineage: Eukaryota; Viridiplantae; Streptophyta; Magnoliopsida; Poales; Poaceae.